AUGCACUACAAAAAUGGUGCAAAAAUAAAAAACACGUUUCGCGCGCUUCGUGAACAUUUCGGCCGCAACAACCGCCCAAACGAAACAACCAUCGGUCGUCUGGUGCGUAAAUUCGAGGCAACAGAUCCUAUGGCAAAUCUGCCAGGCUCUGGCCGGCCAAGGACCGUUCGCACACCGGAACAGAUUGCUGUUGUGAAGGAGAGUGUGAGAGACGAUCCAAAACAAUCAACAACGCGUGGAUCCCAAGAAUUGGGCAUUUCGAGAACCAGUUUGCUCCGCAUUCUCCACAAGGAUUUGAAUGUACACGCCUACAGGAUCCAAUUGGCGCCGACCAUUUUUCGCGCCGAACGAAUGGAUAUGGACGAUGUUUAUUUCCAACAAGACGGUGCAACAUGCCACACAACCAACGUCAAUAUCCAUCGAUUGCAGUCUUUCUUCGGUCAUCGCGUGAUUUCGCGCAGAGGAAAUGUGCCAUGGACACCAAGAUCGUGCGAUUUGACUCCCUUGGACUUCUUUUUAUGGGGAUAUUUGAAAAGCAAAGUCUACGUCAACAAACCAGCCACCCUCCAGGAACUCAAAAACAACAUCAUUGCCGAGAUAAAUGCCAUAGAACCGACCAUGUUGCAAAAUGUCAUUGAAAAUUUCGACCAUCGCGUGGACGUCUGUAAAUCCAGUCGUGGUGAACAUUUGAGCGAUAUUAUUUUUCAUACAUAA
Molecule: messenger RNA, 714 nt
Organism: Acanthoscelides obtectus
Lineage: Eukaryota; Metazoa; Arthropoda; Insecta; Coleoptera; Chrysomelidae
Source: the annotation of a GenBank genome assembly